UGGCAAUCCUGUCAGAAUAAACCCAAUCAGCUGAUGCUUCUGUACCAUAGAAAAUAUUUAAUAACAGUGAAUUUUGAAUAAAAGGUGUGGUUUACCUAACUGAACGCUGUAGCUUGCAACAUGAAUUUCCUUCGACAAACGCUCAACGUUACGAAACAAUGGACAACACAAGCUGUACACAAUUCCUUUGUACAAAUGCGAGAAAUGGCAUCGCUGUAUCAAAUGCACCGCACUGGACCCCAUGUAAAAAAACGCCCCCCGCGUCAGCCAUUGGAUGGUAAGCCUUUUGCCAAAGGUGUCGUCCUCAAAACGCUCAUCAAGAAACCCAAAAAGCCCAACUCUGCCAAUCGUAAAUGCGUACUGGUGCGUUUGUCAACGGGCAAGGAAAUGGUGGCCUAUAUUCCCGGCAUCGGUCAUAACUUGCAGGAGCACAACAUCGUUUUGUGCCGUGUGGGGCGCGUACAAGAUGUUCCCGGUGUUAAGUUGAAAUGUGUGCGUGGUGUUUAUGAUUUAAAUCAUGUCGUUAAAAAUAAAUAAAAGCAAUAAUAAAUUUGUAAUUAUCAUUUGA
This is a messenger RNA of Stomoxys calcitrans (stable fly), 568 nucleotides long. Its product is annotated as small ribosomal subunit protein uS12m. Gene Ontology annotation, biological process: translation. Gene Ontology annotation, cellular component: ribosome; small ribosomal subunit. Bases 121 to 537 code for a protein of 138 amino acids. Gene Ontology annotation, molecular function: structural constituent of ribosome. The transcript is spliced from 3 exons. The record is from RefSeq and is a predicted model, not a curated record. Lineage: Eukaryota; Metazoa; Arthropoda; Insecta; Diptera; Muscidae.